Messenger RNA from Bombina bombina (fire-bellied toad), 2356 nucleotides. It is a transcript of the gene SCML2, whose product is annotated as Scm polycomb group protein like 2. The record is from RefSeq and is a predicted model, not a curated record. The transcript is spliced from 15 exons. Lineage: Eukaryota; Metazoa; Chordata; Amphibia; Anura; Bombinatoridae. Gene Ontology annotation, biological process: regulation of DNA-templated transcription. Gene Ontology annotation, molecular function: protein binding. Bases 221 to 2326 code for a protein of 701 amino acids. Gene Ontology annotation, cellular component: nucleus.
GUGAGCCAACUUAUUAGGGAGUAUAGAAAAUAAGCUAUUUUACACCAGUAGUAUGGUUACAUUUAAAAUAAUUAUGUUCAAAGUAAACGAAGCAGACAAUUGAAUCAGGAACAUAUGACCGAAGUAACUUGAAUAACCCACUCCUGGUAGGAACCAGUGUCACUAGCGAGGCAGCAACAAUAGCAUAAGGAAACAAAAAACUAAAUUUUGCUCAUCCUUUAUGAAGAACAUCAUGAAGAAGACAAUUAAAGAAGACUUUAACUGGGAUGAUUACUUGAAGGAAACUGGUUCAGUAGCUGCUCCUCUUCAUUGUUUUAGACAGUCAAAGAUUCCACCUAGCAACGAUUUCAAAGUAGGAAUGAAACUAGAAGCUCACGACCCUCGCAAUGUCGCAUCCGUUUGUAUUGCUACUGUAAUAGGGAUAACUGGUGCUCGUUUACGCCUGCGCUUGGAUGGUAGUGACAAUAAAAACGACUUCUGGAGGUUGGUAGAUUCGUUAGACAUCCAGGAAAUUGGUACAUGUGAGAAGAAUAGAGACAUGUUGCAACCACCUUUAGGGUUUCAGAUGAAUGCCUCCUCUUGGCCAAUGUUUCUCUUAAAGACUUUGAACGGAGCUAAAAUGGCACCAGCAUCAUACUUUAAAAAGGAACCUCAGAAGCCAUCUGAGAACUUCUUUAAAAAGGGAAUGAAACUAGAAGCAGUAGAUAAGAAACACCCUCAUUUGAUCUGCCCAGCCACUAUCGGGGAUGUCAGAGGGGGAGACAUUUUUAUCACAUUUGAUGGUUGGAGAGGAGCAUUUGACUACUGGUGCAAAUAUGACUCCCGUGACAUCUUCCCAAUUGGAUGGUGCAAGAUAACUGGAGAUUCAUUACAAACCCCUGGAAACAAUGUUUCUGGACCCAAAAAUUUAAGCAUCUCAACAUCUCCUACAAAGGGUACCCGUCACUUAAUGCAGUCCCCUCCUAAAGCUGCCCCAGCACAGAGGGGGCGGAAGCCAAUGCGUGACAAGCUUCUGGGACAGGUCUCCACUGCCUCAAGUAAAGGAAAACAAAAUGCUGCAUUUUCAAAAAACAUGCCCGAUAUUGAAAACCUCAAAGGACGUUCGAAGGGAUUGAAGCCAGGAAGAAAGAAAGCAAUUUUACCAUUACAUUCACCUUUACCUCCAGCCAACGCUAUGCAUGAAGAUAUGACUAAAUCUCAGAUUCCUAAAGAUGGGAGUAAUAUUACGAGUCCCUCCAUGACUGUGAUUUCAACAGUUUGUGUUUAUGUGAACAAGCAUGGAAACGCUGGUCCUCAUCUUGACAAGAAGAAAGUAUUACAGCUUCCAGAUCACUUUGGGCCUGGUCCCGUCAAUGUGGUACUACAGCAAGCAGUGCAGGCCUGCAUUAAUUGUGCCUACCAGAGUAAAAUAGUAUUUAGCUUCCUAAAGUCAGGACACCAAGGAGGGGAAGUAAUAACUGCUUCUUUUGAGGGUGAGAAACAUUCUGUUCACCUGCCACCAGUGAAUAGCGCAUCCUUUGUUUUACGUUUUUUGGAGAAGCUCUGCCACAGUCUGCAAUGUGAUAAUCUUUUCAGCAGCCAGCCUUUCAGCCCUUACAUUGGGGGAGCACAUAGUCCCACAGACUAUGACAGGAACAAGUCUACAAAAGAUGAAGUUACAGACAGGACCAACAAAAGAUAUUCUCAGGAAUCACCACCAUAUAUAUCCCCACUUUCUCCAAAGUUGCCUAGAACAGAAGCUCAUCCUUCUGAAGCAGAAGCACUGCCAACAGAAGAAAACUGCAAUCCCAAAGAUGCCAGGUUUUCAGAGGAAUCCAUGGACUCUGCCCUGAACACUGUAAAUCCCCCAAGUCCUUCUCAAAACACAGGAGAGUACCGUAAUAUGAGCAGUGCGCCAAGCUAUUACAGGGGCUCCUUGCAGCCUGUGACUGCUACCUCAAACACAACUCCCCUUCCCCGGAGAUCAUCCUCAAGUUCAGCUGGCAACAGCUGCUUUUACGAUGCAGACAGGAAUCAUAUGCACAGGAGGAUAGAAGCUGCCAGUUCUACUACAGGACCAGAGCUUCACUCCUCAGAUCGAGAAACUUCAAAAGGGCAUAAUAAGGAUCCAUCGACUUGGUCAAUUGAUGAUGUCAUACGUUUUAUAAAGGAAGCAGAUCCCCAGGCAUUAGCACCGCAUGCUGAACUCUUCAGGAGACAUGAAAUUGAUGGAACAGCCCUUCUGUUACUUAGAAGUGAUAUGAUAAUGAAAUACAUGGGACUGAAACUUGGGCCUGCACUGAAGCUUUGCUACCACAUUGAAAGACUCAAGCAAGGAAAAUAUUAAGGGUACAACAGCUUGUUUACAAGGGCUGGC